UAAUCAAUGCUAUGAAUCUAAUAUCAAACCUAACAUGAUAUCCCAUUAUUUUCUCUGAGGUCCAAGUCAAUCUACAAACAAACUAUACUGCUAUAGUGCUACUGCUCAUAGCAUCAAAAACAAGAUCGCAAAAUUUGCAAUGGUGAAGAAAGUGAAACAGAAUGGUUGCUCAUUUGAAGAAAUCCCGUCACCAAUCAUAUGGGAUAUUUUGUCAAGACUCCCAACUAAAGCAUGUUUGAUGUCUAAGCUUGUUUGCAAAGAUUGGUAUGGUAUCAUAACUGAUCCUGAGUUUGCUGAUUUCCGUCAUUCUCAUGGUUGCUAUUCUACUGUAUUGCUCCGUGGUAAUUUCCAUUGUAAGAGACGACAGUGUUUACUGCUGCUUGACUUAUUGCACCUUAAGAUUGAUGAAACGGGUAAUCUUGUUGUAAAUGCUGAUGAGAUGAUCAGGUUCAAGAUCGAUUUCAAAUUUGGAACUCACCAGUACUUCAAUCUUGUUAAUGAUUGCAAUGGAGUGAUCUUUUUAAAGUCUUCGAAAUCGGGUCCUUAUGUUGUAUGCAAUUUGCUAACAGGGCGAUAUCUGAUGGUUAAGAAAGCGAGUAGACCGCGUUAUUCUGUAGAGGGUGUGGGGUUGGGUUAUUGUCAUGUUUCGAAGCAAUUCAAAGUACUUCGAGCCCUUAAGUGUCAUGAUGGAGUAACGAUAAGUUGUAUAACGGAAAUACAAACAAUUGGUACCAAGAAAUGGAGGACUAUUAGUACUGAACCACUGGGUGAUUUGUUUUGGGAUGGUACUGUUUUCUUCAAGAACUCACUUCACAUCUACUCUAGAAACGAAAAGUGUAUAUUAUCAUUUCACUUUGGAUAUGAAAAGUUUGUGCGCAUUCCAUUACCCUAUGAAAUAAACCGCUACAAUGAUCGUUCCUCCCUUUGCAUUCUUGAUUCUUGCCUUUGUUUCAGUACUAUAUCCAAUACUGAUCAUCAAUGUGAGAUUUGGGCAAUGAAAGACUACGGAGUUAAAGAUUCAUGGGUGAAGGUAGCUGUUGUAAAACAUACUGAUAUUCCUAUAUCGUAUAAUUUUCCAUCGUAUAGUCUUCUAUCGUAUCAUCAUCCAUCGUAUAAUCGUCAAUGGUAUAUUCCUCUACUGCAAAUGGGUAGUGAGAAAGUAUUAUUGGCUUCUACAUAUAAUUGUUGGAGAUACCGUGGUCUUUCAGUCGUUGAUAUUGAAUCUGGAGAAUAUAAACGUAUAUCUGUUCUGGGAGUUCCUACUUUCAGCUUGUUGGCAUUGCAUCCAACGUUUUCCAAGUUACAAAAAUGCUCCAAGAAGUGAAACUUCAAGAUUAUUGCUAAUUUAUGCAUGUGGCGCAGACUUUUAGAUGGAAGGUUAAGAGUGGUUUUUAUACAUUUGCAUUGCUUUCUUAUAAAGAUUUGAUAAUAUCUUAUCCUGUAAUACACCACUUGUUAUUUUAAUUGUUCGGCUA
This is a messenger RNA of Beta vulgaris subsp. vulgaris (sugar beet), 1475 nucleotides long. RefSeq names its product F-box protein At3g07870-like. Lineage: Eukaryota; Viridiplantae; Streptophyta; Magnoliopsida; Caryophyllales; Amaranthaceae. Gene Ontology annotation, molecular function: protein binding. The record is from RefSeq and is a predicted model, not a curated record. The coding region runs from base 140 to 1324 and encodes 394 amino acids. The transcript has 2 exons.